AAAUACGCUUAUUUCUAUAUACAAUGCUAUUGUACGUCCCUACUUUGAUUAUUGCUCUGAAGUUUGGGAUGUAUUUGGCGAAACACAAUCUAAACGACUGCAAAAACUACAAAACAGAGCUGCUCGAAUUAUUUCAAAUUUCAGCAAUGAUGUAGAUCAUUCUAUUGCUUUAAAUGCCUUAGGCUGGGAGCCACUUGAUAGAAUAAGAAAAAAGGCAAAAGCAAGAAUGAUGUACAAAACAUUAAACAAAAUAGGCCCUGAGUCUCUCACAAACCUCUUCACGUAUAAGAGUGAUAUAACAAAUUAUCAACUUCGAAACAUUUCAAGUGGUCUUUGUCUACCACAACCACGUACCAAUAAUAUGAAGAAGAGUUUUAUGUAUGAUGGUGCUAAGCUCUGGAACUCUAUUCCAAAUGAAAUUAGAGAGAGUAAAUCCCUAUCAUGCUUCCAAAAGAAAAUUGCCGCUCACAUUUUUAAUUAGACAACAAAUGUUGUCAUGUACAAUGUAAAUAGAUUGUUAUAUUCCCAUUACUUACUUUAAUAAAUGCAUGCCUAAUACUAAUUCUAAUACUCUGUAAAUAAUUUUCUAAAGUUUAUACUUCUGUAAUGUCUUUUAUACACACCCCCUGUGGAAAUCAGCUUCGGUUGACGGGGUUAGCGUGGUUAAAUAAAGUUUAUCUAUCUAUCUAUCUAUUCCAUACGAGGAUAUUACACGUUUGCAAGAAGAUACGGAUUUUAUGUUCGAGUGGCAAAAACAAUAUAUCCUAAACGUCUAGUUUCAUUCAUGACUUCCCUUUGAUUAUCACACAUCAUUAAGUAUGAUGUUUGUGGUGUUAUUCUGAGUGUCCAUCCACACCUUGCAAGUUGAAAAGUUUGCCUGGCCACGAUGGGAAUCGAACCUGCGACUUUUGGGAUACGACCAAUACUCUACCAACGGAGCUACGAGGUCAAGUCGGUUCGAGUUGUUGAUAUUUCGGAACUGAGUCUAGUUCCUUCGAUAUCAAUGCAAUCUAAGAUAUGAUACUUUUUGUGUGUGUUGGUGUUAUGUACUCAGGUGAAUAUGAUGUUUGUGGUGUUACUCUGAGUGUGCAUCCACACCGAGCAAGCUGAAAAGUUUGCCUGACCACGGUGCAGGGAAUCGAACCCGCGCGACCUUUGGGGUACUAGUCCAAUCGAAGGAACUAGACUCAGUUCCGAAAUAUCACCAACUCGAACCGAUUUUACUUCGUAGCUCAGUUGGUAGAGCAUUGGACUAGUAUUCCAAAAGUCGCGGGUUCGAUUCCCACCAUGGUCAAGCAAACGUUUCAGCUUGCCGGGGGUGGAUGCACACUCAGAGUAACAUCACAAACAUCAUAUUCACCUGAGUACAUAACAAACCAACACACACACACACACACACACAAAGUAUCAUUAAGAGUAUGUUUGUAUGUUGCACUUAUCACGAGUUAUAGAUAGCUGGACAAUAGCAUUCAUGGUACAUGUAUUUUUCAUAAAUUUCUAUAAUUAUUUAUUAAUGUAGAAUUUUGAAAAUACAAAUAGUUGCGAGUUGCGUAGAUAUAGAGGGUAUUACUUGCUUUGUAGGUGAAAGUUGUCUGCGGGAAAUUUUUAUGAAAACGGACAAUUUCGUCGAAGGACGAUAUUUUGCUCAACUGAUAAAUGAAGUGAUAGCAGAUCUUGAAGAAAGCAAAUAUCAAAAUUCCGAAUUACGAAUUUCUAUCUACGGUCGCUCGAAGGAUGAGUGGAACAAGCUCGCAAAAUGGGCAAUUGAUAACGAUGUUUAUUCAAAUAACCUAAGAUGGCUUAUUCAAAUACCACGUUUGUAGUAAGUAUUUAGAUUUUGUAUUUAAUGUACGUCUACAAUGAAAGUUGCGACUAGAGAGUAUAGACUCAUUUGCAUAUAGUGCAAGAAACUGGAGUUCAUUAUUCCACCUAGCAGUCUCAAAUAUGAUUGUACAGAACAGUCACCCCUUGCAAUCAAAAUGUAAAGUGCGGAAGUGGAAGCACGUAAUAUGAGACUUUUCCUAUGGACUUUUCCCUCGCCCGCUUAGGCUAUCAAUUUUCUAUGGGCCACGUGACCAACCUCGUACCCAGACCCUGGUCACGUGAUCUGCUAAACUGGCCUGGACGCUUGUCACGUGAUCUGCUAAAAUCUAGCAGAUUUCUAAUUGACUAUCUUGGAUUACUCUACGACAAUCAUACGAAAAGCAAAUUAUAAAUUAAACUAUAAAAAAUAUCCAAAUAUCAUAUUGGUCAAUGAACAUAAAACAGCUAAAUAUUUUAACUUCCCCCAUAAAUGCAUUAAGACCGUUUUCUGUUACGGUCGCUUUCCCGCGCGGGAUGAAUGACCUACACAAGUCACGUGUAUAAUAAGUCACGUGUAUAAUAAUCACAUUCAAUUUUCUUGGCGUACACACGCGAAUACAGUAGUUCAACAUCCAUGGCGUGCACAUAUGGGCUAAAGCUGACUGAAAACUAUCCAGCUGCAUGAACAACUACAGCGCGUGUUCAAAAACGUUAGCUCAUCCCACGCGCGUGCAACUCGGUCGUUAUACGGCCUUUACCUUUGAAAUCGUGAAUUUUUAAUGAAUUACUUUUUAUUUUAGUGAUAUUUAUCGCUCGAAAAACUUGGUGAAGAAUUUUCAAGAAAUACUCGAAAAUGUUUUCUUGCCACUUAUGGAAGUUUCCGUGAAUCCAGCGUCUCAUCCAGAACUGCACACAUUUCUUUCCCAGGUACCAUAGAUUAGGAAAUGAAUAGAUGGCUCACUCCUUUGAUGUUUUUGACGCUGCCGGCACCCACGCAUGUUCUUGCCAGAGUAAUGGCGGCCUAGCAAGUAACUGUAGUAAAAUGCAUUGUGAAAUUGACAUCGGUGCUACUAAAUCCUGUAUUUUUAUAAUUCUGAUUUAUUUUUCCAUUCAAACCCCCGAAAGUGGAAAAAUACAGGAUUUAGUAGCACGGAUGUCAAUUUCACAAUACAUUUUAUUAUAGUUCUUGCUAGGCCGCCAUUACUCUGGCAAGAACAUGCGUGGGUGCCGGCGGCGUCAAAAACAUCAAAGGAGUGAGCCAUCUAUUCAUUUCCUAAUCUAUGCAGGUACUGUAAUUUAUACACAGAGGACAUCAUAACGUGGUUAGAACAUCAGUACAUUAAAUACCUGAUUGUCUUAGUUGUUCCCUGAUUUUCCUUGUAAUUAUUAGGUGAUUGGUUUCGACAGUGUUGAUGAUGAGAGUAAACAUGAAGGUGUCAUGUUCCAUGAAGAUAGUCCUCUACCUGCUGAGUGGACAAGUGAAGAAAAUCCACCGUAUGCAUAUUAUCUUUAUUUUAUGUAUUGCAACAUCAUGGUGCUGAAUCACGUGCGAAGGUAUGAGGUUUACUGUAUAGCAUGAGAAGCUACGACCUUUGUUAUUUUCGUGUAUUCAGAUAAGCCACGUUUACUCUAGAGACUCUCAUAUAGGUGUACCUGAUGUAUAGCACCGACCUGAAGCAGUUAGUUUUGUGGUAUAAAUGCGUGAGGACGGAAGAUUUAUUGUUGCACCAGUCAGAAUUGAGCAUUUUUUAUUUAAAUAGCCAAAUGAGUAACAAAUCCUUGGAGUAUCUAAAAGCAAACUUAAUUUGUAUAAUUUCAGAGAACGAGGUUUUAAUACAUUUUCCUUCCGACCUCAUUGUGGUGAAUCUGGAGCAGCUACACAUUUAGUAUGUGGAUUUAUGCUGGCUGAAAACAUUUCGCAUGGAUUGUUGCUAAGAAAGGUAAAAAAGCAGUGGCUUCCCCAAAAAAAUAGAUGUUGGAUGUCGUUUUCAUUCUUCUGCGCGCGAGCUUUGUGAUUAGUGUUUAUUAUGGUGAAAUCCAUGCAAUCCCGUACCCAGAGCCGUUCAGUAAAUGCCUAUUGGGUGAAAACGUGCGAAGGACUUGUAUCAUUAAGGCAAUUUACUGAACAUCUUAUUUUAGUUACGAGUGGAACUCACUGCAUGGUGAUAGUGCAAGCAUAUAAGGGCAUGUUUAUAUGAUCCUGGCCAGGUUGGACGAGAAACUCGUCCAGACGGGAUGGUGGUUUUUACAUGGGCAAAGUACACAACUACACUACCGAAUUUAUUUCUUGUAUUUUUCUGGGCGCGAUAAGUAACGGAUAAUAUAAACACUCAAUAGAGCAGGAUCUCGGCAUCUUACCCGUCCCACAUAGCCGGGGAAGGUGUGAGAUGGUCAGAUAGGUCCAAAAAGAUUCUUGUGAUAUUGUUGAGAUCCUUUUCACAAUUUCGCCGAGUCAAUAAUUGUGACAUAUAUUUCAAAACAUCGAAGUUAUCUCACGAGAUAUCGCGGUAAGCAGGAUCCCACGCUCCUAGCCACACUUGUUCAUGGGAUAUGUGCAUUUUCUCUUAACAGGUACCAGCUUUACAGUAUUUGUAUUACCUUGCCCAGAUUGGUAUAGCAAUGUCACCGCUUAGUAACAAUUCAUUAUUCCUUGACUAUCAUCGUAACCCUUUACCCGAGUUCUUUGCCAGAGGAUUGUUGGUUUCGCUAUCUACAGAUGAUCCUUUACAGUUUCAUUUUACUAAGGUAAGAUUAGUGUGAUGUUCUAUAAAUUAAAUCCAUAAAUUAAACCUCAUUAUUAGGAACAAUCCAGUUAUGAAUUGAAGAUAUACAAUAUUCUGUUAGAAAGGUUCGACUGUAUAUGUCUAACGCAGUUUCCCCUGGAGUAUAGUUGCCAUUACUAUUAUCUUAUACGUCUAAUUUGUUUCCACAUUCCGUUUUUACACGCGCUCAGCUGGUUAGGGUGAUCCUAGUGGUUGGAUUACCUGCAAUGGCCGACAACAUUUGGAAAAAAACCAGCAAAAUUUGCUCUUUAACAAAAAAAACAACAAUGUUGACAGCCCCCCAAUUAUUUUGUACAAAGGUCUGCAGUAGGUUUUGUUGUUGAACCUAAACAUAGUCUAUUAAGAUAUGAUGGUCUGGAAUCCCGGGAAAUUUCGAAGCCACAAAAUAGAAAACCUUCGUUUGAUGUUGAACUGUAUUAAGUUGAGACAAAGGAUUUGUGCACGGUUAAAUGUUAUUCAUCGUGGUUACACGUUUCAUCUCAGCUAUCCCUGUUGGACGGUGACCAUGCACAAAUUAACAUAAACUCGUGCAAACAAAAACAUAUAUUGAUAGAUCAUCAUAUAUUGAUACCACUACAAAUAUGGCGACGAUGCAUUCACGUUUCAGACCUUUUGGAUUGUGCAUUUUAAUAUACAGGAACCGUUGAUGGAGGAAUACAGUAUUGCUGCCCAGGUGUAUAAACUUCAUCCUGCUGAUAUGUCAGAGUUAGCUCGGAAUAGUGUAGUCAUGAGUGGCUUUGAGGAUAGGGUAAGUACUGUACUCAACAUGCAAAAUGUAAAGGCCAAAUGGGGAUUAUUUUAUUUUGCUCAUGGUACUCAAUUGAUGAACCUAUCCUAAUGCCUAAUAUUCGUGAAUUAGAAAGUAUGGGUGAUAAACUUGGCGCCCUUAGAAUAUUAUUAUGAUUGAAUAAUUUGCAAUUUUAUCACUGCUUUAGUGAUGACUGUUCAGGUCUAUUGAUGUCAUAUAUAUUAUCUGACUAUAAAUUAUGCCCCAACGUGACGUGAAAAAUUUGAAUGUAACGGAUUGUUUUCUUGUUGUUAUUAUAGGUAAAAACGUACUGGCUCGGUUACAACUACAGGAAAGAAGGUAUUCGUGGUAAUGACAUUCACAAAACAAAUGUACCUGGAGUGCGAGUGUCAUUUCGUUAUGAGACCUUAAUUGAAGAGUUAACUACUAUUUGUAACGCCGCGCGAUCAACCUCUCCUACGAAAAGUCUAGAAUAAUUAUUCACGAUUUUUUUAAAGGUUUAUUUGGGAAUGGAAUUAUGAUACAUACAUAUAGUGUACAUAAUAAUAUAUAGAUGAUUUAGAUGAUUUAUUACAGUAGCGAAGCUACCCCUAUCAUAGGCCAUGCUGUGCAAAAUUUUGAUGAUUUGCAUUAUUCAAACCUUUAGAAGCUGGUUUAUUAGCAUGGCAUGACCUGAGGCCAUGGCUAGCUUUGCCACUCGUUUAUUACCAUGCAUAGUAAGAUGUUCUACCAAAUUUAACGAACAUUGUUCACUCAUAAGUUAAACACGUUUUAUUACUUGAAAUAUACUCGAAAGACGUGACAGCUUGCGUUCGUUUGAGGUAGGGUCUAAACCAUGUACGACAAAUAAUUCACCCUACGCUGCCAAACGUUCUUGUUAAGUUCUGUUAAAAUAUCAAUAGACUAGGUAUUUGAAGGAGACUAGAGACUGCUCACUGUGAUCCCACGUGAAAGUUAGCACAUCUCAUCGAUUUCUUAUACUCGUAGUCAGGACCUCUGAGACAAAUUGACUGAUUGAGAAACCUACCCCAAACUCAGAUUCAACGUUAAAUUCGCCUCAUAUACAGCCAAACUCCGAAUAUGAUUUUGGUUUGUUUGAUAAUCUACUUCCUAAUGAGCGUGGCUUCCAAAUUGCUAAUCUUAAUAUUAAUAGCCUUUUAAAACAUAUAGACGAAUUACGAGUAUGCAUGACUAAACAACAACUAGAUAUUUUAGCAAUCAAUGAAACUAAAAUGGAUUCUGAUGUACCCCUAGAUUUAAUUUCCCUGGAGGGCUAUAUGACGAAAAAACUCAAUUUCAUUACUAAUUUAUAUCAAUACAAACAAUUGAUAGACGAACCUACAAGGGAAACUAAGAAUUCGGUAUCUUUAAUUGACCAUUUCUAUACCAAUAAAAAGGAAAAUAUUAUAUUAGCAGGAGUCUCCAAAAUAACGAUUAGUGACCAUUAUUUAAUAUAUGGCAUUUUGUCAUUCCCAUCGUUAAAAGGAGAGGAACAUAUUUUAGAGUUCCGUGAUUUCAAAAAUUUCAAUGAAGAUAAUUUCCUACGCGAUAUAGCAUCGUCCGAAAACCAUAAUUUGGAUUCAUACACGGAUUCCAACCGAAUGUGGUAUAUUUGGAAAAAUAAAUUUACUGAAAUUAUUGAUAAACAUGCACCACUUAAAACCCGUAAAAUUGGUAAGAAGCGUACCCCUUGGAUUACGAAACAAGUACUUCAUAGUAAGCGAAAUAAGAACUUAUUAAAGAAAAAGGCCUUGAAAUCUAAAAAUGAAAAUGAUUGGCAAAUCUUCAAAUCAGCUAGAAAUUCUUAUAAUAAAUUAAUUAAGUCGUCCAUUCGCCAUCAUUAUAGUGUUGAGAUUAGGGAUAAUCAAGGAAAUACUAAGAACAUGUGGAAAACUAUUAAUAACUUGAUUCAUAAAUCAAAAAAUCUCAAAAUAUAACUGAGAUCCGUAACGAGAAUGGUGAAAUGGUUAAUAUUCCAGGCAUACCUAAUGCAUUUAAUAAUCAUUUCACUGAUCUUGGUUUCAUUCUUUCCCAAAACAUCUCAAGUUGCUCUAUUCCACCAGAGAGUUAUAUCAGUGAAUCAAUGCAGGAAUUUAUUUUCUGUGAAAUAACUGAACAGGAAGUUUGCCAG
Molecule: messenger RNA, 7465 nt
Organism: Paramuricea clavata
Lineage: Eukaryota; Metazoa; Cnidaria; Anthozoa; Malacalcyonacea; Plexauridae
Source: the annotation of a GenBank genome assembly